This is a messenger RNA of Enhydra lutris kenyoni (northern sea otter), 2462 nucleotides long. RefSeq names its product maestro heat-like repeat-containing protein family member 2B. Gene Ontology annotation, cellular component: acrosomal vesicle; cytoplasm. Lineage: Eukaryota; Metazoa; Chordata; Mammalia; Carnivora; Mustelidae. The coding region runs from base 1 to 2430 and encodes 809 amino acids. The record is from RefSeq and is a predicted model, not a curated record. The transcript is spliced from 20 exons.
AUGGUAAAUGAAUCUGGACGUGAAUCAGACCUGGGUUUCAGUAAACUGAAACCUCAGCUCCCACUCAAUGACCACCUAAAUAUUCUCGAAGAAAAUAUUUGCAGGCUGCUUCCCCUUCCACCUCUGGAAAAACUCAAAGAUGAAGGCGAGACAGACAAGGACAAGGAGCACAUCAAUUUCCUCUAUGAACGAUCCAUGGAUGCCCUAGGAAGGCUGCUGAGGACCAUGAUGUGGGAUAAUGUGAAAGCGGAGGACUGCCAAGAAAUGUUCAAUGGAGAUAUCCAGCCUGACCCAUUUAACCCAUCGCAUAGGGCCAGUCCACUUAAGAAUUGUUUGUGGGAGCUUCUCCGAAUGUGGCUUGUCUCACAAAAAGAUUGGGAAAGAGAAAGAGCCUUCCAGAUCACUGCAGAAGUGCUGACAAACGAUAUCGAGGCACCAGAGGACUUUAAAAUCGGCUCCCUCCUCGGCCUCCUGGCUCCUCACUCCUGUGACACCCUGCCCACCAUCCGUCAAGCAGCCGCUAGCUCCACUAUUGGUCUGUUCUGUAUAAAAGGCACCCACCCGGAGGUGGAAAGACUGCAGAGUCUGCAGGAAGGGCUGCAGUGUGAUGACGGGCAGGUCCAGAUCAAGAUUUCUUCUAAAAUAGCGAAGAUUGUCAGUAAACUCAUCCCAGUUGAAGAAAUCCUACUGUUCCUGGAGGAAACCCUGGAUGGUCUGGAGAGCCUUAACUCCGCCUGUACCCAGGCUUGUGGCAUAUGGAUGAUUACGGUCCUGAAGGAGCAGGGAGCCGCUUUGGAAGAACAGCUGUUGGAGAUCUUGAUCAUGAUUUACCAUCACAUGCCAGUCCUCAGGCAAAAGGAGGAAAGUUUCCAGUUCAUGCUGGAAGCCGUCUCUCAGAUCGCCAGCUUUCACAUGGAGGCAGUCGUCGCCAACCUUUUACAGAAACCUCUGCCCUUCGACAGGGACACAAAGACGUUGUGGAAGGCUCUGGCUGAGAACAUAGCCUCCAGUAGUAAACUCUUGAGAGCCUUAACAGACAAACUUGAGAAUGAAUUAGAGGAUGACAUGGCCGGGACAGAAGCGAUUUCAGUGGCCUGUGCUAUGUAUGAAGUGGUAUCAACAGGCACCCCCAUCACCAGCUUGUACCCGGAGCUGUUCACUCUUCUCCUGAAGCUGGUCAGCUGCACACUGGGCCAGACAAUGCCCAUUUCCACCUGGAGCCACAGGCGGCGGGUAAUGCAGCAGGGAGAACGGCAGCAGACCGCAGACCCCUGCAGGCUCUCGACGGCGACUCUGAAGUGUGUGCAAGCCCAAGCCAUGAAAGAAGGUCUUGCCAAGGAAUCUGAUGAGGGGGACAAUUUAUGGACCCUCCUCAGCAGUCCCAGUACCCACCACGUGGGAGUGUGCGCACUGGCCAGGAGCAUGGCACUGUGGCAGCGUGGGCUCAUGCUAGACAUCAUAGAGCAACUGUUCUCAUCCCUGACCUCCUCCUCGGAGAACUACCGCAUCACUGGCACAGCUUUCUUCUCUGAGCUCAUGAAGGAGCCCAUCCUUUGGAAGCACGGGAAUCUACGGGAAGUGCUGAUCCUCAUGGACCAGAGCGCCUGGGACUCCAACGCCACGCUGAGGCAAAUGGCCAUCCGAGGGCUUGGUAACACAGCUUCUGGAGCCCCUCACAAGGUGAAGAAGCAUAAGCAGAUAAUAUUAGAAUCUAUCAUCAGAGGCCUAUACCACUUGGCCCGCACCGAAGUCGUCUGUGAAAGCUUGAAGGCUCUAAAAAAGAUCCUGGAGCUGCUCACAGACCGAGACGUGAGCUUCUACUUCAAAGAGAUAGUGCUGCAAACGAGAACAUUCUUUGAAGACGAGCAGGAUGAUGUGAGACUGACUGCCAUCUUCUUAUUUGAGAAUCUGGCAUCCCUAACAGGAAGAAGGUGGAAGAUAUUUUUUGCAGAAGAAAUAAAAAAGAGCAUGAUUUCAUUCCUUCUCCACCUCUGGGAUCCCAAUCCCAAGAUCGGAGCUGCUUGCCGUGAUGUCCUGAUCAUCUGCAUCCCUUUCCUGGGCCUUCAGGAACUCUAUGGGGUGUUAGAUCAUCUCCUUGAUGGUCAGGAUCUACCAAGGGCCAGGGAUUUCUACAGGCAAUUCUGCGUGAAACUGGCAAAGAAAAACCAGGAAAUCCUGUGGAUCCUCCACACACACUCAUUCACCUUCUUCAGCAGCAACUGGGAGAUGAUCCGGAGCACUGCUGUCAAACUCACAGAUGCCAUUGUUCUCAAUUUGACCAACCAAUAUGUGCAGUUAUUAGACAAAGAACAACUGACCACACGGCUCCAAGCUCUUCGGCAAGACCCCUGCAUCAGUGUCCAGAGAGCAGCUGAAGCUGCCUUGCAGACCCUCCUGAGAAGGUGUAAAGAGCUAGGCAUCCUUCUGUAAAUCAUCAAGAAAUAAACAGCUAGGCUUUUUCU